AUGGUUGGACGAGGUAAAGGAGGAAAGGGUUUGGACUCGAUCUCUCAAAACGGUGAACCUCCCAAAGACCUGUUGAAACGAGAGCGAGAGUAUCGAGAAAAACGAUCCAAUCUCAUUGAAAAAAAGAGAAAAUUUCAAACCAAAAGACAAUCCAAUGUUAAAGAUGAGGAUAGACAAGCUCGCGGCAACAGCAAUAAUUCAUGCAUAAUUCCUUUCGUUGACAUUUCCGUAAAAUAUUAUUCGGAAAUAUCAGUGGACCAGAAACAACACACUAAUUUUUCAAAACAUGAACGGCAUGAUGAUGAGAAGGAUUUACUGAGUCUGUUGAUGGAAUCAGUCAAUUCACACUUUUGCAACGAUUUGUGUUUUGAACGAGUUCCAAAAGUAGAUUUUGAGAGAAUAUACUCUCCUGAGAGAAGUAUUGACAUGUCCCACAUUGAUGUGCAGCCAUGUCGUGGUGUUUCUAUUUGUGAUGAAAAAUGUGAUGAAGCCACUUGUCAAUUUGCAUUUCAACUCGUGGAUGAAUUUAUCAAACAUGUUGAAACUUGUAUACCGACCAAUGACAUGAAAAUGUCAAAAACCACGUACUUGUAUGGUCCCAAACAAUUCAUAAUUUAUACAUACCAAUCAUGUGGAAAAAGAGUACAUUAUAUUUGGGAUCAUGAUGAUUCCUUUGAAGCAUGUUACUUGUUACAAAGUCCUGCAGAAUAUUUGGUUGGAGGAAGUCAUGGAGGUCAUGCAUUCUAUGUAUUGCCCACUUUGAAUUAUGAAAGUUCAGAUGGAAGUUGUGAGUACAUUUUAGAAUGUCUGACAAGUCCAAAUGAUGAUCUAGUGAAUAGCAAUGAUGAUGAUCAAAAUUUCGAUUAUGUUCAUGAAUACAAUGAUUCGAGUCCAGAGAAAGAAAUUGAAAUCUCACACCUGUUACAAUGCUUUAGAAACUUUUUGCAUGGAUUACUUGGAGAUAGGUAUCAUUAA
This is a messenger RNA of Naegleria lovaniensis, 975 nucleotides long. RefSeq lists its product as uncharacterized. The record is from RefSeq and is a predicted model, not a curated record. The transcript has a single exon. The coding region runs from base 1 to 975 and encodes 324 amino acids. NCBI's taxonomy places the organism in Eukaryota, Heterolobosea, Eutetramitea, Acrasida, Naegleriidae.